Messenger RNA from Corticium candelabrum, 3710 nucleotides. RefSeq lists its product as uncharacterized. Gene Ontology annotation, molecular function: protein binding. The record is from RefSeq and is a predicted model, not a curated record. Bases 91 to 3465 code for a protein of 1124 amino acids. The transcript has 10 exons. NCBI's taxonomy places the organism in Eukaryota, Metazoa, Porifera, Homoscleromorpha, Homosclerophorida, Plakinidae.
UUUGGGGUCCCGAACUACAAGGUUGAGCCGAGACUAGACUGUAAUCGCGUGCUAUAGACCAUUCUUAAAUAAGUGAGACACACAUCAGGCAUGGAUAGGAGUUUAGUGUCAGCAGUGAAGGGAAACAAAUUUGAUGAGGUGGAGAGUCUCUUGAAGUCAGGAGCCUCACCUGAUGCGUGUGAUGUUGAUGGAAGUCCUGUACUUGUGACAGCUUGUGAUAGAGGCUUCAUUUCCAUUGUAAGACUUUUGUUGCAGAAAGGAGCAAAUGUUAACAAAACUUAUUUUAAUGGUGUGACUGCUUUAAUGAGAGCAGCAUUUCGAGGUGAUGAUUCGCUAAUUGUUAUGUUAUUAUCAGCUAAUGCUGAUGGUAAUCUGAAGAAUGUGAGUGGAAGGACAGCAUUGCAUCGUGCUGCUCUCAACAAUCACUCCAAAGUUGUUCGUAUUCUGUUAGAGAAUGGAUGUGAUAUGAAUAUAAAAGACAAUAAAGGAGAAACUGCGUUGCAAUUAUCUGAGAGAGAGAAUAGCAAAGAUGCUGCAGAUGCAAUCAAGUUGUUUACUGUGAAAUUCACAGCUCCAUCAUCAUCAUUGCCUGUCAACUCUUCAACUCCUUCUGUUGUUGACCGCUUGGGUCCUGAAGGGAAAGCUCAUUUUGAUCAAGCAUGCAAAAAAGGCAAAGUGCCAGGCAACACGGUGUUGAUUGACUGUAUGGGGGAGGAAGAUGCUGGAAAGUCUUGCCUUGAAGCUUCAAUGACGGACAAACCAUUUGUUGAAGGUCAGGAGAGCACGGAGGGAGUAAAGGUGAAGAUGAUGAUCUCACAAGCAGUUGGCCACGGCACCGACUGGAAGGAAUUGAAAAGUGAAGAGGAGAGACAAACGCAUCUCAGCAAGCUGUUUGCAAGAGAAUUUGUUGUUCAUGACAAGGAACAACAGUCCAGCACAGCAAAGCCAGGCGAGCAAGAGCAAAACCCACAAGCAAGUUCUACAGAAUCUGAUUUGAAAGCAAAUGUGAAUGCAAAAGCAAGCAGUUCGAAGUCAAUGUAUGCUCAAGCUGAGAGUCAUCUAGUAGGAUACGAAGAUUUCAAACUUGCUAAAGAAAUGGAUCGAGAUGUUGAUGUGGCCAUUAAUGUCAUGGAGAAGAAUAAGGAGGAGAUGCGCAAAUGUCAUGAAAUGAUCAAUGUGACAAUGAUGGACAGAGGAGGUCAAGAUCAAUUCCUUUCCACACAUGCUGCACUUAUGGCUGAUAACGAGUAUCAAUCUACAGCUUGUUUUGUGGUUAUCGAUGGUUCCAAGCCACUAGAUGAGAAGGUGACCACAUCCAAGUUUCGGCUUGCAGAUGGAAGUUUUAUUGAGAAACCACGUGAUGUUGCUACUACAAGAGCCGACGUCAUACGCCACUGCUUCACUGCCCUCUCUGCUGCCUUUCCUGCUGGCAGAAGACGCAAUAAGUUUUUUGGCAAAAGGCGUGUCAAAAGGGCACCAGCAACGUUCAUGUUUGCUACUAGAAAGGACAAAGCAAGAAGUAAAAGUUUUAUGGCAAGACAGGAGCAAAUAGUGCAAGAAAUCAUCGCUGAAGAGAAUUUUGGUGAUCACAUUGUGCCCUUUAGUAAAGAGCCUUAUCAUGUGCUUUUCCAUGUUGACAACACAAAGUCAGGAACAGGCAAUCCUGAUCCAACGAUUGUCCUCGUCAAGAAAAUGAUUGUUGAAAUGGCUCGUGAAUACUGGGAUGAAGAAGAGAAGAUACCAUUACCAUGGGCCAUGCUAGAUAAGGGUCUGGGUCUGCUGAGAAUGAGAAAGCACAAAGUUCUUGAUCUGCACGAUGUCUGCCAAUUAGCUGCCAGGGUGUGUGAUAUCUCAUCAGAUGAGGAAUGUAGACAAGCACUGCGAUAUCUUUGCAGCCAUGGAAGCAUUGGAUUUUAUCACAAUGUUGUCGGGCUCAAUAAGAAGGUGCUUCCCAACAUUCAGUGGGUUGCUGAUGUGUUGGCCAUCUUUGUCACAGUUUUGGAUCGCACAAGAAUUCCUCCUGAGUUGUGGAAUGAUCUCAAGAAGCUUCAUCAAGAAGGGAUGAUGUCAUGGAAUCUUGCCAAGUAUCUGAUGGCAAAGGCAGGAGUAGAAGAAGCAAACUAUGCUGUUAUCCUUAUUCUUCUGCAGCUAUUUAAUAUCAUUUCAGGGGCAUACUUGGCCGCUCGUUCAAUUGCUCCAGAUGUCAAAGUUCAACAUGGUCAGAACUUUUUUGUUCCCUCUAUGGUCAUCAAAGAAGUCAUCAAGACCCCUUUUGCCUACCAAUCAGCAUUUUGCUCUUCUACAUCUCCUCCAUCUUUGUUCUUUGUGCCCAGAGGUUUCAAUGCUUUUCUCAAGCCUCUAUUUUACCGUCUUGUGACCCGCAUUGUCAGCAAGUACACAAAAAGCCCACAGCUCAGUAGAAACCAGGUGAUACUUCAUCUUCACAAGGAUGUUGAUCUGGAGUUGGUCUACACUGUGAAGGCUGUCAUCGCUACCGUCUACUGUCCAUCAAGAUUGAGUCACAGGAAACUACCUGCAGAUGAAGUGCUUUGUCCACUGUGUGAUGAUGUGCGAGUGAUUCUAAUAGAACAACUCACUCAAGCGAAGGAACGAGGAAUGGAUGGCUUUCAGUUUGAUGUCUGUGUUCAUGGUGCUGUUGAUGAAGCUCCACUAGAGUACGAUUGGAACCAACUGGCUUCAUUGGAUGAAUAUCCAGAAGAUGAUAUUCUGCUGGACAAAGAGCAUCAAAGCAUUGAUCCUCCUGCUAAACUUGAUUUAUGGUUUGAUAACACAUGUACUAGUCAUACUGUUGAAGUUGCUGCUGACAGUGUUUAUGAUCCAGAUGUGAUUCUGUCUGCUGUAUUACAGCAGGGUCAUGAUCGUUGGCUCUCUAUUGGUCUGAAGUUGGGAUUUACAAUCAUCAAAGUCAAUGAGAAUACAAGUGUUUUCUCUCUUGGUGCUGACAAGUUGAAGGCUUUGUUUGAAGCAAAAGCACAAGACGUAGGACGAGAUGAAGCAGCCAAGCAACUUCUAGCAGCAUGUCAUUGUAUUCCCCAGCCAAUCAUUAUGGCAGUAAAGGAUCAACUUGCAGGUGAUGCAGCAACUGCAGCAACUCAGCUGAAACCUGAUGCUGUGGGAAUGAACUUGGAACAAGUAGCUGAAUGCAAACUGACUAAUACGCUCCUCGUCGCUGUGGCUGAUGAGAUUGCUAGUUACUGGAGGGAAUUUGCUGCUCAUCUUGAUCCAGACAAGUUCACUGUAGGCAAGACCAGUAUUAUACAACAGGAACACCAAAGACUAUUUUACCAGGCUUGUAAAAUGCUGGAAGAUUGGAUCAGUUGUCUGGACCAACAAGCUACAUGUCGUUUGAUUGUGAAAACAUUUCUGGCCAUGGACAAGAGAGCUGAAGCAAAUUCUAUAUUCGGUGUAGAGCUGGUAGAGUACAUUGAAGAACACAAUGAAUGAAGUAUUAGUUUGCAGACAUUAGUUAAAUUGGACUUUUGAUUUGUAGCUUGUAACCACAGGAACCAAGUUAUCUACAUGUAUGGUUUGAUGUCAAUAGUCGGUAUAGAGAUAUCCAACGUGUUAUAUACAGAUAUGAAAACACAUCAGGUAUUGAGAAUGUGUUCUGAUUGUUUAUAAUGUGUUCUAUGAUUGUUUACUGCACUUGCACGAUGUACAUUGCAUUUUAGUAAAGAGACAAUCAUUGA